Periophthalmus magnuspinnatus is the source of this 4059-nucleotide messenger RNA. RefSeq names its product component of inhibitor of nuclear factor kappa B kinase complex (gene chuk). Gene Ontology annotation, molecular function: ATP binding; IkappaB kinase activity. NCBI's taxonomy places the organism in Eukaryota, Metazoa, Chordata, Actinopteri, Gobiiformes, Gobiidae. The transcript is spliced from 22 exons. The coding region runs from base 147 to 2441 and encodes 764 amino acids. The record is from RefSeq and is a predicted model, not a curated record. Gene Ontology annotation, cellular component: IkappaB kinase complex; cytoplasm. Gene Ontology annotation, biological process: tumor necrosis factor-mediated signaling pathway; peptidyl-serine phosphorylation; positive regulation of transcription by RNA polymerase II.
UGGUGAUGUCACACCGGAAGUACACUUCUGACGGCGCUGCACUGACCUGAAAACAACACGGGACCGACACAAACCAUCACACCGACAAACCACCACGGACUACGGCUCAUGACAUCUGCGUAGAGGCACGGCCUUUUGUCUGAACAAUGGAGAAACCUCCCUUUAGGCAAAACCAAUGCUGCGGUGACUGGGAACUCAAGGAAAGGCUUGGCAUGGGAGGGUUUGCUCAUGUAUACCUCUAUCAGCAUGUUGUAACAAAUGAAAAACUAGCUGUCAAAAUGUGUCGUCUAGAGUUAACACCAAGGAAUGGUGAGAGAUGGGGACGAGAAAUACAGAUCAUGAAAAAGUUAAAUCAUAUAAAUGUGGUGACAGCCCGGGACGUUCCUGAAGAAAUUGCCCAUAUAGCCUUAAAUGAUCUUCCACUGCUGGCCAUGGAGUACUGUUCAAGAGGAGACCUAAGAAAGGUGCUGAGCAAACCCGAAAACUGCUGUGGUUUAAAAGAAAGUGAAGUGCUUUCAUUACUCAGUGAUGUUGGGUCCGGCAUCCAGUAUCUCCAUGAAAACAAGAUUAUACACAGAGACCUUAAACCUGAAAACAUAGUUCUACAAGAUAUUAAUGGAAAGCUGGUUCAUAAAAUCAUUGACCUGGGCUAUGCAAAAGAUUUGGACCAAGGCAGUCUUUGUACAUCUUUUGUCGGCACUCUACAGUAUCUGGCCCCAGAACUUUUUGAAAAUAAGCCAUACACUGUUACUGUGGACUACUGGAGUUUUGGUACAAUGGUUUUUGAAUGUAGCUGUGGAUUUCGUCCAUUUUUUCAUAAUCUUCAACCUGUGCAGUGGGUAAGCAAAGUGCGAAAUAAAGGACCUAAAGAUAUCAUGGCAGUGGAGGAACCAACUGGAGAAGUAAAGUUUUCCAAACACCUGCCAAACCCCAAUAAUCUUAGCAGACCACUAUUGGAGCCAAUGGAGGAAUUACUUCAGCUCAUGUUAAAAUGGGAUCCUGUUCAUAGAGGAGGCAAAGUCAACACGGAAAAUAAAAAGCCACAGUGUUUUGAAGUCCUGGAGCAGAUACUUAGUAUGAAGGUGGUUCAUAUUCUCAACAUGGUGACGGCGCAGGUCCAUUCAUUUCAGUUGACUCCCGACGAAACACUCUACAGUCUCCAGAAACGCAUUGAGGCUGAGACCAAGAUCGAAGUCGUGAAUCAAGAGCUGCUUCAAGAGACUGGAGUGUCCCUUGAUCCACGCAAACCAGCUGCCCAGUGUGUCCUAGAUGGAGUGAGGGGCUGGGAUAGCUACAUUGUCUACUUGUUUGACAAAAGCAUGACCAAGUACAUUGGCCCCCUCAGUGCCAGACAGCUGCCUGAAAAAGUCAACACUAUUGUUCAAGAACCCAAAACCCAAGUGUCAUUAGUGGUGCUAAAGAAGAUUUGGGGGCAGGCAGUUAGUUAUAUCUGUGGUCUAAAGGACGACUACAGCAGACUUUUCCAGGGACAGAGAGCUGCUAUGUUAAGUCUUCUGAGGUACAACACAAACCUGACCAGGCACAAAAACGGCAUGUUUGGAUUUUCUCAGCAAUUGAAAGCCAAACUCGACUUUUUUAAAAUCAGUAUUCAGUACGAUCUGGAGAAGUACAGUGACCAGAUGCACUAUGGCAUAUCCUCUGAAAAGAUGCUGAAGGCCUGGCAGGAAAAUGAACAAAGAGCAGCUGCUUUUGCACAGGUGGCAGAAGUCGGCCAUUUAGACGAUGAGAUCAUGGCUCUUCACUCUGAAAUAGUGGAACUACAAAGAAGCCCCUACGCUCGUCGCCAAGGAGACAAGAUCGGGCAGCUGGAAGACAAGGCAAUCGAGCUUUACAAACAGCUGAAAAUGAAAUGCAAAAUCCCUGAGUCAGAUGUGAGCUCAGACAGCUCUGAGAUGGUGAAGGCCAUUAUUCAGACGGUUCAAAACCAGGACAAGGUCCUCAAAGAUCUGUACACACACCUCAGUAAAAUCCUGAUCAGCAAACAGAAGAUCAUCGACUUGUUUCCACGGAUCGAGAAAACGCUAGAAAACAUCAAAGAAGCCGACAACACAGUGAUGCAGAUGCAGAACAAUAGGCAGAGGGAGUUCUGGCAUUUGUUGAAGAUCGCAUGUGCUCAGAACUCCUCGAGAAACUCAAUCGCUGUGAGUCCAGAGUCAUCCAACCUGCUGCAGGUGUCCCAUUGGUCACCGGCACAGUCGGCCCAACCGGUCAGCUCGCCACACCCCCUCACCUCUCUGCCUGGACCCAACGACAGUGACGCAGCCCCACGCCUGCUCCAGGAGAACCAGAAGUACCUCAGUCAGCUGACCAGCCUCAUGCAGGAAGCUGCUGACGAUCAGGCCAAGAGUAUAGUGGACCAAGACUGGAGUUGGACAAAGUAUGAAACAUUAACGACAAAAUUAAAAAAGCGAAAUGCUUAAGACCCUUGGGUGUGUGGGUCCUGGCCUGUGCUCCAAGUAACACUAAGGACAAAAGCUGUUAACUCAGUGGAUGGAGUCUUUGUACAGUUGGACUUUGGAUUAACUCAGCCCUUGUCUCGAAUCUAAAAAACAGAUCUGAUAUAGACCUUGUUAUGGUGUAUCGUUGGGACUGUUUUAAAGGAGAAAACACUGAAUCUUUGUAACAUAAGCGGUUUCCACUACGUGUGUACAUACAGUAUCGCAAUGUUUUUCCUUUUUUGAACAAUUUUAAUCCUCGCUCAUGGUAUGGAUUAAGUAGAUUGACUAUUUACUGCUGUUGAACAUUGAGCCACCUGUAGCACGUGUGGAAGUGAACACAACAGAAAAAGAACAGGGUCAGUGUGGGACAAUCAGUUAAGCCCAAAAUAUACAUAAAGUUAUUGAAUUAUUGAGAUUAUUCUGGUUGAAAACAGCAAAUCAAAUGGCAAAUGACUGGACAACAUUGUGAGAGUUGUAAGAUACUGUUUUAAAAGUAUUGCCUUAGUUUUCAUUUUUCACUCAAUGCACUGCAGCUCUCCACUGAACCACAUGGUGUCACACUUUUUAAUAAAACGCAAAAGGCUAUUAUUGUUACUGGACUGAAAUAAUAUCUUAAUUUAUUUCCUCUUCAGCUGUUGAUCUUUUUGCAUUUAUAGGUGUGGGUUGGACCCUUUACUUUUUGCCCAUUUUCGGCCUAUAUAUAAUAUAGGUUUAGUAAUAUAAUAUUUUUUAGGACUUAUCAGGCAUAAAAACAUGACAAGAAAAAAAAUGUAUCAACAUUUCAACCCUGUUCUUUGCCAGUCAUUUCUGUACUUUUACAGUUAAUCUCUGUCCUGGGUUUUGGUAUGAAUCAUUUUGGGCAUAACUUCAGCGUAAACAGGGGAAGUUGGGUGGAGCUUUCAAGGAAAUUGUAAUCAAGCAAGCAGCACUUUGAUGACGCCUCCUAUAUCUUCUGUAAAGAGAUGCCCAGAUAAAACCCUAGCUGUCAAACAAGCUUGGAUUUACAAAACAAAAACUAUUACUCAGUUCCUAUUGAUUUUUUUUUUUUUUUACACUUUGUGGGUGUUAGAAAUAUAUGUAAAUGUUGAUUUUUUUUUAAACCUAGUGUUACUCAUAGGCAGAGGUGUCUUGUUUAUUUCUGUGACAAAGUGGCUGGCCAUUAUGUUAUAUACGGUCUAUUCUCCAUCUUUAUAAUGUCUCACAGGGUUUUAUUGUCUUAUGUGCACUUUGUUUGGAUAAUGGUUUCUUUGUGUGGCUCUGUAUAGUUAGUACAUGGGUCACGAGAAUGAAUUGUCACUUUCUAAGGCAAUGAAUAGGUGCAGUGAUGGCUAUUGAAGACAUUACAAGGGAAAUAAAAUGAGAAAAUGCCUCAAGAAGGUUACUAUGAGCCACUGAAAUUGACCUUGUGGGUUGUAUUUAUGAAGUUUAAGUGCAAUGGAAAAAAUAUAUUUUGUAUUUAAUUCUCUUUCCAUUUGACAGUUUGUUUCCAUCUGUUUGGUUUUAUUUGUAGAAAAUGUUCAUUGUAUAAAGAUCCAAUGUUUGCUUGAUAUUAAAAUAAAAUCAGUUUGGCAUGAGUGUGAGAUUGUUUUUCUGCACAACC